AUGGCUCUCACCGACGCAGACGUCCAGAAGCAGAUCAAGCACAUGAUGGCCUUCAUUGAGCAAGAAGCUGCAGAAAAAGUGGAAGAAAUUGAUGCUAAGGCAGAAGAAGAGUUCAAUAUAGAGAAAGGGCGCCUUGUGCAGACGCAGAGAGUUAAAAUAAUGGAAUACUAUGAGAAGAAGGAAAAGCAUAUAGAGCAGCAUAAGAAAAUCCAGAUGUCCCAUCUUUUGAACGAAGCCAGACUGAAGGUUCUGAAGGCCCGGGAUGACAUAGUCAUGGAUUUGUUGAAAGAAGCCCAAUACAGACUUGCACACAUUGCCAAGGAUCCGGAUAACUACUCAAUUUUACUACAAGGUCUCCUGUUGCAGGGAUUCUAUCAACUUCUAGAAUCUAAAGUAACUGUUCGCUGUCGCCAGCAGGAUGUAGAGAUGGUUCAGGCUGCCAUUGACAAAGUCAUUCCUAUUUACAAAGAGUCAGUGAAAAUCAAACUUGUUGUCAAAAUUGACAUGGAGCGUUUUCUUCCAUCUGAUGUUUGUGGGGGAGUUGAAGUCUACAAUGACAAUGGGAAGAUCAAGGUCACUAAUACAUUAGAAAGAAGACUGGAACUGAUAACACAGCAGAUAAUGCCUGAAAUAAGAGUGGCGUUGUUUGGAGCAAACCCCAACCGAAAGUUUGUGGAUUAA
This is a messenger RNA of Knipowitschia caucasica, 681 nucleotides long. The record is from the annotation of a GenBank genome assembly. NCBI's taxonomy places the organism in Eukaryota, Metazoa, Chordata, Actinopteri, Gobiiformes, Gobiidae.